Aplysia californica (California sea hare) is the source of this 1227-nucleotide messenger RNA. Its product is annotated as protein FAM241B. The transcript has 3 exons. The record is from RefSeq and is a predicted model, not a curated record. NCBI's taxonomy places the organism in Eukaryota, Metazoa, Mollusca, Gastropoda, Aplysiida, Aplysiidae. Gene Ontology annotation, cellular component: intracellular membrane-bounded organelle. Bases 408 to 875 code for a protein of 155 amino acids.
CCGAAUUAGAAGAAAAAUGCCUGUAAUUCAAUAAAAAGACUAAGUGUCGACAGCAUGUUUUUCUUCCUGAAACUUACUUAACUAAUGUAAAGAUUUCAUGAAUCCGCAAAAAGAAAGAAACUGCCUGAAUUCUCCUUCGUUCUCUCACAUUCAUGAAUGUACUUUCAGGCUACAAGUAAUGGCGUUUCAUGAGAUUUUAAGAGUUAGGCUAUUGGUUUAGAUUUAUAGAUAAUGCUACUGGUUUUUUUCCGCACCCGGUUUCCGGGUCAUGGGUUAUAUUUUGUUUUAUACGUAGCACAAGUUCUAACUCACUGACAGACAGUGACAGACUCCUCUGGUAGAUAUCUAGCUCUCAGCACUCAAUGUGGCGUGUUUGCUUACUGUAGUUGGUGAGACGCGAUACAAAUAUGGUUCGAAUCUUGGCCAAUGGAGACAUAGUGCCGGAUGAUGAUCCACGUGCACAGCAGAACAGAAGUCGACCACAGGCUCGUGCUCCUCCGACUCAGCAGCGUGGAAGUGUGCGUCAUGAGGAUCCGGCUGCUGCUCAGGGGGGCCAGCCUGUGAACCUUUUCCAUUCCUUGAACGAGAGACUCAGGGCCAUGGGGAUCCCCCCGUGGACUCUGGGCAAUAUUGUCAUAGAGCCGUUAGUCACAGUCGGCUUCAUCGCUGCUCUGCUUCUCUUCGGCAUCCAUGGACUUAUCUUUGGCGUUGUGCUGUUUGCUGUGAGCAGGUGGAGCACCCACGGAGCACCAGAGGCCGUGACGAGAAUUUUUGGUGGGGGUGCUGGAGAUUCUGAUAGAAGCAGCAGCGGCAACAACAGAAGGCCUCAAGGAGGGAGUGGGGGCGGUGGUGGUUACAGAUUAGGGAGAGACUGAUUCUAGAGACCAGUGUCAUGUAUGUUUAUAAUAUAUAUAUAUAUUUGAAAAAUCGAGCUUUGAGCUGAAAAGAUGUGCUGCUGGUGAUGUGAGUGAGAUUAUUUUUGUAUCUGUGAAAGUCAUUUUAUCUGUGAAUUUUGUAUGCAGUGUGUAUAAAAUGUAUGGCUGUCUAGAUGUGUGAUACGAAGGUUAGUAAUGGGAAGUUAAUAAUACUAAAUAAGAGCAAAUGGAGGAAGGAUUGAAAGUUUCUAGCAGGACUCUUGUUGUCAUGAUCAGAUGUUGAAAUUGAUUGUGAUAUAUUGGAUGGUUCAUUAUUUCAUUAUUAAAAACUUUCUCAGUUAUGUAACUGAAA